AUGGCCGACGACAACAUUUCCAUCUACGACGAGAUCGAAAUCGAGGACAUGACCUUUGACGAGGACGUGCAAAUCUACCACUACCCCUGCCCGUGUGGCGACAAGUUCCAGAUUGCGCUGGCCGACCUGCGCGACGACGAGGACAUUGCCGUGUGCCCCAGCUGCAGCCUCAUGAUCCGCGUCAUAUUCGACAAGGACGACCUCCCGAAGGACCCCGAAGACGGUCCCGAGCCGGCCCUCGAGGAGGCUUCCGCCCAGAUCCCCGUUGCCGCCUAA
Messenger RNA from Colletotrichum aenigma, 276 nucleotides. RefSeq names its product Diphthamide biosynthesis protein 3 (gene DPH3). Gene Ontology annotation, biological process: protein histidyl modification to diphthamide. The transcript is spliced from 2 exons. The coding region runs from base 1 to 276 and encodes 91 amino acids. Gene Ontology annotation, molecular function: metal ion binding. The record is from RefSeq and is a predicted model, not a curated record. NCBI's taxonomy places the organism in Eukaryota, Fungi, Ascomycota, Sordariomycetes, Glomerellales, Glomerellaceae.